UUCAUUCAUAAAAUCAAAUCAAAAAAAACUAUUUAUUCAUUGAUUUGUUUUUUUUUGAAACUAAACGUCAAUCGCGGCGGCCGUCGGGUAUUGUCGGUCGUCGUUGACCACCGAAGACUUGGACAAAAACAAUGACCACAACAACGACGACGGCUACAAAAGUUUCCGCCAGAGAUUGUCUUUUAAUGGCCAACGAUAUCAUUGUCGGACGCAAUCUAUCGAUACCACGGCUAUCGUCUCUUAAGGACAUAAACUAUGCGUUUUUUGUCCACAUAUUCGAAGAUCUGUUCGGCGACGACGAUAUCGCCGCUAUUGUCCAGCGGCCACAAUCUCGCGGACACGAAAUCCAACUAAUGACCAGAUUGUUGGCCUAUGUUUCCGGCGAUUUGUUUGCCAUACCAUUAGAUCAUAUAUCGCCCGCGGGUUUAGUGGCCGGCGAUUUAGUAGCCAUUCAUGACUUUUUGGAAAUUAUUGCCGAAUUUCUCAAGUAUUUGCCCGAAGAGUUUACCGAAAAUAAUAAUAAUAGCAAUAAUAGUCGGUCUUAUCGGUCAACAGUUGGCCAAUAAUUUCAAUAAUAUUUAUAAUUUAUUUUAAUUUAAUUUAAUU
Oppia nitens is the source of this 606-nucleotide messenger RNA. RefSeq lists its product as uncharacterized. The coding region runs from base 132 to 566 and encodes 144 amino acids. The record is from RefSeq and is a predicted model, not a curated record. The transcript is spliced from 2 exons. Lineage: Eukaryota; Metazoa; Arthropoda; Arachnida; Sarcoptiformes; Oppiidae.